UCGCCAGCAGCGCGGCUGGGAGCCAGAGGAGCGGAGUAGGCUGGAGCCUGGUCGCUCCACUUCCCACCGCCGCUGAGUGCAGGGAGCCCAACCCUGCUGCAGUCCUCAGGGGUGGCGCUGGAGCGGGGCCGGGGGCCAGGUGGAAGAGGUGGAGCAGGAGCUGGAGCAAUAUGCAGCUGCAUAGUUUCCUGGUGCCCUUCGCAGCUCUGUACUUUGCGUAAGGGUGGGGACGGACCUGUCUGUAAUCCACUUUGAAGCCUGGGGUCUUACCUGGCGCUGCUUGCUUUUAAAGCCCGAACUGAACCUUGGAGAAGACAACAUGGAGAUAGAGAUUGAGACAGAGAGAUCAUAAAAUAUAGGCUUCAUUCUGCUUUCUGGCCAUAUCAGUAAUGCUUUUUUGUAACAUUGGGCUGAAAAUCAUUUGCAGGAUUUGCUUGAGGCCAAAUUCCAAUAACCUUUCUCUGAAAUGCCCAUGAUAUGUUUGUCAGACUUUGAAGCUUAUGCUAAGAAGCAUCUGCCCAAGACCAUUUGGGAAUUUUUUGCAGCUGGAGCUGAUGAGUGUUGCACCCGAGAUGACAAUCUCCUGGCAUAUAAAAGAAUCCGCUUCCGGCCACGCAUGUUGCGGGAUAUGUCUGUGAUAGACACUAGGACUAUUCUUCUAGGUACUGAAAUCAACUUCCCUGUAGGGAUUGCCCCCACCGGUUUCCACCGGCUGGCUUGGCCCGAUGGAGAGAAGAGCACAGCAAGAGCGGCUGAAGCCAUGAACACCUGUUACAUCACCAGCACAUACUCCACCUGCACGCUGGAGGAGAUUGCUGCAGCUGCUCCCAAUGGCUUCCGAUGGUUCCAGCUGUACAUUCAUCGCAACAGGGCACUCUCAGAGGGGCUGGUCCGACGUGCAGAGGCCGCGGGUUUUCAAGGUCUGGUGCUCACCGCCGAUCUUCCCUACCCUGGGAAGAGACGAGACGACAUCCGCAACAACUUCCAGCUCCCACCGCACAUGACAGUGAAGAACUUUGAAGGAGUUUUUGAGGAAGAGAGUUGUUCUGAGUAUGGCCUCCCACCUAACUCCAUAGACCCUUCUAUAAACUGGAAUGACAUCUAUUGGCUGCAGAGCCUGACUCGCUUGCCUAUCAUUGUCAAGGGAAUUUUGACUAAGGAAGAUGCAGAUCUGGCAAUGAGACAUGGAGUUCAGGGGAUUAUUGUAUCCAACCAUGGUGGAAGGCAGCUGGAUGGAGGACCUGCCACUAUUGAUGCUCUGAUUGAAAUUGUAGACACAGUGCAAGAUAGAGUUGAAGUUUAUUUAGACGGUGGAAUACGAACAGGAAGUGAUAUAUUAAAGGCACUGGCACUUGGAGCAAAAUGUAUCUUCAUUGGAAGGCCAGCUUUAUGGGGUCUGACCUACAAGGGCGAAGAAGGGCUUCGCGAAGUUUUGCAGAUUUUACAUGAUGAAUUUCGUUUGUCAAUGGCUCUGGCUGGCUGUCAAAAUGUCUCAGAAAUCGGACGAAACCUGGUUCAGUUCUCCAAGCUUUAAAUGGUUUAUGCAAUGCCCACCAACCAGACACAUGGAAGCAGCUCCUGAUAACUAUCAAAGCCUUGAGUGUCCUCAGUAACGGACUCCCAGCUGUGUAAGCCUCCCACUGUUCCCCGACAAGCACCCCCCAUUCUCCUCUGAGCUGUUGAAAUGUCCUCCCCCACAUAAAAACAAGUGAAACUAUCAGGAUGUGUGCAUAACAUCGCUGCAUGUCCUUAUCAUCACAACCCCCACCCCCCACACACACACCCUACCCAGACCCCUCUACUUUAAGGCUAAGCUUGGAAACAGCAGGGGUCAGGCCUUAUUUCUGUAUAGAGCACCAUGCAUACCUAUGGCUCUGUAUAAAUAAUCGUUUGGUCAC
This is a messenger RNA of Dermochelys coriacea (leatherback sea turtle), 1898 nucleotides long. RefSeq names its product hydroxyacid oxidase 2 (gene HAO2). NCBI's taxonomy places the organism in Eukaryota, Metazoa, Chordata, Testudines, Dermochelyidae. Gene Ontology annotation, molecular function: oxidoreductase activity; FMN binding. The transcript is spliced from 9 exons. The coding region runs from base 467 to 1534 and encodes 355 amino acids. The record is from RefSeq and is a predicted model, not a curated record.